UAAAAACUUUUGCUACCGUAUAACGUCUGGCGAAAAUGAUACUUUAGUAUAAGACUUAAGUUACACUAUACCACAGGUAAGACUUGUGUUUUAUUAUAGUUUAGUUAAAAAUAUUCUGAAAAAUAACAAUGGUUGCCAACAUUUUUGCAUUUAUUUUGUGUUGUUUUGCUAUAACGUCAAAUAUAAAAUCAAUCGAGUCAACGGGCAACAGCAAGUUUGAAGUACCUGUACAAUACAAGAAACAUUAUUUAUUAAAUAUUAUAAUAUAUGAAGAGCCGUAUGUAUAUGAAGUGAAUCGCUUAAGAACAUUCAAAAAAGAUACAAUUAUUAUUGAAUCCAAUGAAGAGAAUAUUUUGUCGAAACAUUUAUACAGUGAUAAAGAUAUGCAAUUAAAAAUUGAAUCUCUGGGUAAAUUUGAGAACAAAAUUCAAGACAUCCAAUGUAGUUAUUGUGUAGUUACAAAAUUACAUAUACUGUACUUGAAAAAUUUAGCAGAAAAGUUAAAAAGCGGAGUUCGUUUGACUAAUAACGAGGAAAUUGUAACAGGUUUAGAAAAGGAAGCCAAAUAUAUACUACGAAUUUUAUUGAUGUCAAAUUUAGAGAUUGGAAAAUGGCUUUGGAUAUUUUUGUUGAAAAUCGUUGCCAUCAGUCAAUACGGUGAUAACAUUAUACCUUUUAUCCGAGAAAACCCAUUCGUAGACGACCAACUGCAAUCCGGUGUUACAAGUGUCAUCGAAAAGUGCAUGGCUGAAAAAUACCUUCCUCCGACUGCAAUGGAAUAUGAUUUUAUUUCAAAAAAUUAUAACACAUACGAUUAUAUGUUCCACCAUCUAUAUGAUCCUACAAUAAUUGAUGAUAUUUUCCACAACCAUGUUUUGGGCGUGAUAGAAUUUUUAUAUCUCAAACCAUUUUGGCUCAGCAAUCAGUUACUGUUCAGAGAAAUGGAAGAAGUCAAUAUCGAUUGGGGUGAGACGAAACAACGAUUUGAGCUCGAGGUGGUUAUUACCAAAGAAUUUGUGGAUAAUCGCAUUUGGAUGUACCAUCCGUACAGACGUCUCGACCACCAAUACUUGUUUGUCAAAAUUAUCGAUGCCAGAAUUUAUUGUUACCUUACGGUUGUACUGCAUGUUUAUGAACAACAAUUAUUUAUGCUCGACGAACAGGCGCUUACAGACAUCAAAAGUCGUAUUACUAAGGUUAUGAUUGAAGCAUUGAAAUUAACGGCUUACAAAGAUGAUUUUCUUGUUGUCCUUUCAUCAGAACUCAAGUUUGGAAAAAUAAAUGUGAACCAUAUCGAUUGGAUAAAUGACAUUUUAGCAAGAGUGCGGACAAAGGCCAACGGGAUCCUAAACGAUUUAAAUGGUGCCAGUUCAAACGAAAUCGAUCGGCUCAGUUUCAAUCAUGACGAAAACCAAUUGCCUACCUACGAUAUGAUAAUAAAAAUCAUCGACGAUUUCGAAGACUAUUUAAAAGAAUUAAAAAGUUUUUUGCCGUUUGAUUAUAAAGUUCUUUUGAAUUUUAUAGGUGAAUAUCCGUAUUCUCGCCUUCUUAGUCGUGUUAGACUAUAUUAAUUUAAUUAAUUUCAUCAUUGUCCAACAUAUAAAAUACAGUUAUGUUUAUUCAUUAUUGUUACUAAGCAUAGUAAAACUUCCAAAAAAUCUUUCCUAAACCAUAUUUAAUUCAUUUAAUGCAAGUAAUGUAAGAUAUAUUAUUAUUAGUAUUUUUCAUUUUGGCUACACAGUA
Molecule: messenger RNA, 1743 nt
Organism: Adelges cooleyi (spruce gall adelgid)
Lineage: Eukaryota; Metazoa; Arthropoda; Insecta; Hemiptera; Adelgidae
Exons: 2
Coding region: 129-1571 (480 amino acids)
Source: RefSeq, a predicted model, not a curated record